AUCCAUACGCUCAUGUUUCUUUCCUCCAUCAAAGCAAAACAACUGAGAUCAUUCAUUCAACUCUAAAUCCUACAUGGGACCAAACUCUCAUAUUUAAUGAAAUUGAGAUCUAUGGGGACCCACAGACAGUAGCCCAAAACCCACCUAAAGCUGUUAUUGAACUUUUUGACAGUGACCAAGUGGGUAAAGAUGAAUUCCUUGGAAGAAGUGUUUGUUCCCCCAUGGUCAAGUUAACCCCAGAAGAGGAUGUCACACCAAAACUGCUCUGGUAUCCUGUAAUAAAUAAUGGCAAAGCUAGUGGAGACAUUCUUUUUGCUGCAGAACUUAUUUUGAGGGACAAGGGUGGUGCCAACCUUCCAAUUCUUCCAUCACAAAGAGCACCAAAGCUUUACAUGGUACCUCAAGGAAUCAGACCUGUAGUCCAACUCACUGCUGUUGAGAUUCUGGCUUGGGGGUUGCGGAACAUGAAAAACUACCAACUGGCGCCUGUCACGUCUCCAAGUCUCAUUGUGGAAUGUGGGAGUGAAAUGGUGGAAUCUGUGGUGAUCAAAAACCUCAAGAAGACACCAAAUUUUCCAUCUUCUGUUCUUUUCUUGAGAGUUCUUUUGCCAAAAGAGGAGUUAUACAGUCCAUCCCUCGUUAUUAAAGUAAUAGACCACAGACCAUUUGGACGGAAGCCCAUUGUGGGACAGUGUACUAUAGAUUUGCUGGAAAGAUUUCGCUGUGACCCCUAUACUACCAAAGAAGAUGUUGCACCACAACUGAAAGUUAGUCUGCUCUCUGCUGUACCUCGCCAGGAUACAGUAAUUGAAAUGGAAGACACACAGCCACUGCUAGCAGCUCAGCUUACAGAAAAGGAGGAAGAAAUUGUUGAUUGGUGGAGCAAAUUUUAUGCUUCAGUAGGAGAACAUGAAAAAUGCGGACAGUAUAUUAAAAAGGGAUAUGACACUUUAAAGGUGUAUGACUGCGAAUUGGAAAAAGUACCUGAAUUUAAUAGCUUAACAGACUUCUGUGAUACAUUUAAACUAUACAGAGGCAAAUCUGAGGAUGGUGAUGAUCCAUCAGUAGUUGGGGAAUUCAAGGGGUCCUUUAAAAUCUAUGCACUACCUGAUGAUCCCGGUGUUCCAGCUCCCCCCCGCCAGUUCCGGGAGCUACCAGACAGCGGGCCUCAGGAGUGUAUUGUGCGGAUUUAUAUCGUGCGAGCUCUGCAGCUUCAACCCCAAGAUAAUAAUGGGCUGUGUGAUCCCUACAUAAAAAUAUCCCUAAGUAAAAAAGUAAUUGAAGACAGAGAUAAUUAUGUGCCAAAUACUCUCAACCCAAUUUUUGGCAGAAUGUACGAACUCAGCUGCUUCUUGCCUCAAGAGAAGGAUUUGAAAAUUUCAGUCUAUGACUAUGACACAUUGACUCGUGAUGAAAAAGUGGGUGAAACCAUAAUUGAUCUUGAGAACAGAUUCCUUUCUCGUUAUGGAUCUCACUGUGGCAUCCCACAGCAGUACUGCAUUUCAGGUGUGAACACCUGGCGUGAUCAGCUAAAACCAACCCAGUUACUGCAAAAUGUAGCCAGGUUCAAAGGCUAUGCUCCUCCUGUCCUCUCUGAGAAUGGCAGAAAGAUUAACUACGGCGGACGAGACUAUACUUUGGAGGAAGCUGAAGCUAACAAAAUUUUGCAUCAGCAUCUUGGUCCCAGUGAAGAGCGGCUCGCCCUUCACAUCCUUAGAACCCAAGGUUUGGUACCUGAACAUGUGGAGACGAGGACCUUAUACAGCACCUUCCAGCCCAACAUCUCCCAGGGAAAGCUCCAGAUGUGGGUUGACGUUUUCCCCAAAAGCUUAGGACCACCAGGCCCUCCCUUCAACAUCACUCCCCGAAAAGCCAAGAAGUAUAUCUUGCGGGUAAUUGUCUGGAACACCAAAGAUGUCAUUCUGGAUGAAAAGAGCAUCACAGGGGAAGAAAUGAGCGACAUUUAUGUGAAGGGAUGGAUGCCUGGUAAUGAAGAAAAUAAGCAGAAAACUGAUGUUCACUAUCGAUCACUGGAUGGUGAAGGGAACUUCAACUGGAGAUUUGUUUUUCCUUUUGACUACCUCCCAGCGGAACAACUCUGUGUAGUUUCCAAAAAGGAACAUUUUUGGAGUCUUGACAAGACAGAAUUCAGAAUCCCACCCAAACUGAUCAUUCAAAUAUGGGAUAAUGACAAGUUCUCCUUGGAUGACUAUCUGGGCUUUGUGGAACUAGAUUUGCAUAAAACAAUCAUUCCAGCAAAAGUUCCAGAGAAAUGCAAUAUAGACAUGAUCCCAGAAUACAAAGCAGACAGUUUUCAGAAGGCUCCCAGGACUGCCUCUCUCUUUGAACAGAAAUCCAUGAAAGGAUGGUGGCCAUGUUAUGUUGAAAAGGAAGGCUCCCGAAUUCUAGCGGGUAAAGUUGAAAUGACAUUGGAAGUUGUCAAUGAAAAAGAAGCUGAGGAAAGGCCAGCUGGUAAAGGAAGAGAUGAACCCAACAUGAAUCCCAAACUAGAUCUACCAAACCGACCAGAUACUUCCUUCCUUUGGUUUACAAAUCCCUGCAAGACAAUGAAAUUUAUUGUGUGGCGCAGAUUUAAAUGGCUCUUCAUAGGCCUUAUCAUCCUGCUCAUUUUACUCUUGUUUGUAGCAGUGCUCCUCUAUUCACUGCCGAACUAUUUGUCAAUGAAGAUCGUGAAACCAAUUUAAAGAAGAGUUUUUUACCUCAUCUUUUUAAAUAUUCAUGAGGUUUUGCCUCAGGCUGUGGACCAAAUUCAUCAAGGCUCUCCAUCCUUUUUAUCUGCUAGCAUUAGGAGCUGUAAAAAAAUAGAUAAGUAAGAAUUUAACCAGGGUUAGCCGAAGUUCAAGGGAUCAUGAGAAGUGGUUUUUUUAAAAACAAAACAAAACAC
Messenger RNA from Merops nubicus (carmine bee-eater), 2905 nucleotides. Its product is annotated as myoferlin-like. Gene Ontology annotation, biological process: membrane fusion; plasma membrane organization. The annotation marks the transcript as partial. The record is from RefSeq and is a predicted model, not a curated record. The transcript is spliced from 22 exons. Lineage: Eukaryota; Metazoa; Chordata; Aves; Coraciiformes; Meropidae.